GGUUUUUAAGAGUUGAUUUAAUUUAAAUAUUUUUUCAAGUCAUUAUAGAGGAUACUCUUUUGGAGUCUUAAAAACUUCUUCUUGAAACUGCUACUCUUGGAAAAAAUGCGUAAUCCGCUUUUUUACGUUCAAUUACUACAGAAAAUAUCGCUGCAAAUGCUUUUAUCAGACACCAACAGCAAGAAAAAAUCUUCCUUUAUCAACCUUUCAGUUUUAUUAAGCUCCAUGUUUUACAACAUAGUUGAAAUUAUUAGACCGAAACAAAUCUUUUCUUGUGUCGCCUUUCAUUGUAUAAAUUGUGAUUGAUGAAGUGGUGAAUUGUGACUGUGUUUUAUUCAUAUGAUCCCAAUUCCUGUCAUCUUGAAGAAAAUUGUCCAGGGGUGGGCCGCAAGGCUUACGGCGGGUGUUAAUUUAACGUAAGAGGAGCAUAACAAUAAAUUGCUGAAACCACGGCAUUUACCAUUUGUUUUAUUAGUGUAGACAGGGCUUUAGAUUACGUCGAUGUGUUAAGUCUCGAGCUCUAGUCAUUGGGUCCUAUUAUGUUUUAUGUUAUGUGAGAAUGGGUUCUAUGUCGAGAAUUGCACAUUGUAGGGUGGGUUCGUAAUGAUUUUACGCACUGCUGUUCUUUGUUUACCGAGUUUAAUAUACAUACAUGUAAGCUUCUUGACUAACAGAUAACUAUAUCAACAUUUAAUGAUUAACGUUGUUGGGACUGUGCAAACGUGAUAAAAGUUGAUGUGACAGAAGCUCCUCGUGACUCGACUGCUGUAUUAGGUUCUGGGAUAAUGUGGGAAAAAUUCGGGUGUUUUCCAUUAAGGUAGCCCUGGCAACAUUAUGUGCCGGAAAAUUAAUGGAUAAAUUGCGAUACAUUUUUUCCCAAAUUUCCGACAGCAACGGUCUUCUCAUUCAAUGGCGUUUCAACGAAUACCUUCAAGAAGUAUUAGCUUUGCCUGCAGCCGUCUAUGAAUCUCCCACGUUCAAUUAUACCGAUUCGCUCGCAAACUCAAUUUUUAAUCCAAACGUUAAAAUCACCGUGAAUGACUUUUUGGAUACUUUGAUGUCCGAUCCUGGGCCGCCGUGUCUAGUUUGGUUGCCGUUACUUCAUCGAAUAGCUAACGUCGAAAACGUUAUUCAUCCGACUCAAUGUGAUGCUUGUCAAAGGGAAAAUUUCACAGGCUUCCGUUAUCGGUGUCAGAAGUGCCCCCAUUACACUUUAUGUCAGGACUGCUUCUGGAAGGGAAGGGUCACGGCCCCGCACACGUUGGAUCAUCAAGUUAAGGAAUACUCGACUUUUUCUCCUAGUAAAACAAUCGGACAAUCUCUGAGGAAGUCUUUUCGUUGCGUCCCCGACAAACAGAAAAACAACUUGCCUCGCUUCCCCGAACAGCCCGAGAAAACUCUGAAUCUCUCUCACAUCGUGCCCCCCUCGCCGAUCCCUUCUCACAAUGGCUUCCCCGAUGGCAACAAUUUCACUUCGCAUUUUGACGGAAUGGGUAGUUUGGAUAGUAGAUCGACGGCGAGAAGUUUAGACAGCGCUCGAGAUGACGAACAUAAAAUGAUAGCGAGGUACGCAGCGAGAUUGGCCCAAGAAGCGCGUUCAGGCAUGGCGAGAAGCGGUUACCGAAAAAACUCGCUUUCACCGGACACGGGGAGAGUUCCUUCAGAGGCUUGUUUAGGAAUGGAUUCGACGAGGGCUCAACGAGAGUUAAUCAGCCAAUUAGAAGCGAAAAAUCGUGAAAUUAUGAGAGAAAUCGCGAGAUUAAGGCGCCAGCAAGAAUUGGAAAACAGUGGUCACGGCACUGAAAACCCGGCUCUGAUGAACGAAUUAAGGGCGUUGCGCAUGCGUAAAGACGAGCUUGAAACCCACUUAACCACCCUGCAGGAUUCGCGUCGCCAGUUAAUGAUUCAGCUUGAAGGUCUGAUGAAGAUGUUGAAAAAUCACCAGAGUUCUCCACGGUCCACACCGAAUUCAUCUCCAAGAAGCACAAAAUCUCCUCCACUACUUCCAGGAGGCGCUCCAGCCACACAACCGCCCCGUAGUGCUCCACAAACACCCAUGAGUAUGCCUCCUACCAAUAAUUCCAUUGUGACUGUUAGUCAAGCGGAGCGACCGACUCAUGUGGGACAUCCCAUGGGCGUGAUACCUACUUCUGUCCAGGAAAGAAGCGAGAGGGUCAUGCACAACAGCGAUUCGUUGAUGGGGGUUGGAGGGGAUGUGAGGAAUGCGUUCGGUGGAUCUUCCAGUGUUAGCAUGGGUUCUAACGGAAAUGGGACACCGGGCUCCGUGGGAAGGUCGUUGAGGAACGAUUUGUUAGUGGCUGCAGAUUCUGUAACUAACGCAAUGUCUACCUUAGUAAGAGAACUAAAUUCAGAACCCUCGAAUCAGCCAGAAGCUAGUGCAAUCAGAAAACCUAUAGAUUUUGAAGACGAUGGUGAAGACGAAAGCGAUGGUGGCUGGCAACAAGAACUGCAACGUCGCUACGCCCAAGACGCCAACUUUAUGGCGGAGUUGCGCGCAAGACACCCGACAAGUCCCCCAGAAAACCACCCGAGUCAAAAUUACAACCACCAUCAGUACCCUGCCCUUAACCACCACCACCACCCAAAUCAAGGAUACAAUGCCCAACCAAAUUACCCUAAUUACAAUCAGGCCGAGUCCAAUCAAAGCCCUUUCGGACCGCAGACCCCAAAGAGUGAACAACAGUCUAUUUUGCAACAGCAAAAUGAACAAAACAACGAUAAUGGCGAAGAAAUUGCUAACCGAGAAGGGAUGAGUAAAGAAACCCUCCAGUUUGAAGAAGCUCUAAAGCAAUGGGUCAAUCGAUAAAAUUAUAAAAAUUACUAUAUGCGUUUUGUCCGUGUACUCCAGUUAAGUAUACAAGUAAAAAUAAGUUCAUUAGUGGUCCUUUGAUUAUACUGCUGAGUGUGUCGAGGUUUAAAAUAUGUUUUUCUGGAAAAGAAGAAGGUUAUAGUACAUUAUUAGAUUUCAUCAAUAGUUAUUAGGUACAUAUUACGUUAUCUAAGAUUGUAUAUAAAGAUGAUAUUAAGUGCUUUGCACCCUAUAGUUCCUUUUAAAGCGUCAAGUGAUGUGCGCAAGAUUUCGGCUUAAGAUAGCUGGACCAAAAUACUCCUGUAAUCUAUAUUAGUUAACACAUUAACCAACAAACCUUCAUGCUUAUAUAACAUUGGAAACUUUCAUACUUUUAUUAACCUUUUCAUGAGAAGGAUGUAACUCGGAAUUAUGUAAGUCGUUGUUGUAAUGUCUAGUAUAUACUUGUAAUAAUAAUGAUGAUUAUGAUGAUGGUAUUAGUUAUUCAACUGGUUGUUGCUUUGAUAUCGCCUAGGGUAUUGUGAUCAAUACUCAUUUGUACAAUUUUGUUGAUUAUAUUGUUUGAUUAUAUUGAAUAUUUACGAAUGUCUGAUGUGAACUAAUUAAUAAAUGAUCAAUUGGA
Molecule: messenger RNA, 3452 nt
Organism: Tribolium madens (black flour beetle)
Lineage: Eukaryota; Metazoa; Arthropoda; Insecta; Coleoptera; Tenebrionidae
Product: dystrobrevin beta
Exons: 15
Coding region: 851-2827 (658 amino acids)
Biological process (GO): synaptic signaling
Cellular component (GO): synapse; plasma membrane
Molecular function (GO): zinc ion binding
Source: RefSeq, a predicted model, not a curated record